AUGGAAGAGGGAAAUCACUCGGUGGCAACUGAUUUCAUUCUCUCAGGACUGACUGAUCAUCCGGAGCUGCAGGUCCCCCUGUUUGUGUUGUUUCUACUUAUAUAUGUUUUCACUGUGGUGUGGAAUGGGGGGAUGAUGGCGUUAAUCACAACUGAUUCCCAACUCCACACCCCCAUGUACUUUUUCCUCUGGACUUUGUCUUUCUGUGAUCUCUGCUGUUCCACAGUAGUAGCCCCUAAGAUGCUGCAGGAUUUCUUAUCUGAGAAGAAAAGCAUUUCCUACACUGCCUGUGCUGUGCAGAUAUUUUUCUGUAUCUUUUUCAAUGAUUGUGAGUGUUUCUUGCUGGCUGUGAUGGCGUAUGACCGUUAUGUGGCCAUCCGUAACCCACUGCUCUAUACGGUCAUCAUGUCCAGGCAGCGUUGCAACCUGCUGGUAGCUGGGGUGUGUGUUGUGGGGUUCGUGGAUUCAGUGAUACAGGUGUAUCUGACAUUCCAGCUGUCAUUCUGCCGCUCUCAUGUCAUCAAUGAUUUCUUCUGUGAUAUUCCCCCACUGCUGGUCCUCUCCUGCUCUGACACCCGCAUCAGUGACAUUGUGCAGUUGGCUGCCAUGUUCUACAUUGUAGCAAUCAGUGUUGUGACCACCCUCCUCUCCUACGUCUAUAUCAUUUACACCAUCCUGCGGAUCCGCUCUGCCGAGGGUCGGCUCAAAGCCUUCUCCACCUGCGCUUCCCACCUGGCUGCAGUGGGAUUGUUUUAUGGCGCCCUCCUCUUCAUGUAUUUCCGACCCACCUCCAGCUACUCCAUGGACACGGACAAAAUAUCUUCAGUGUUUUACACACUGGUGAUCCCCUUAUUGAAUCCCCUCAUCUACAGCCUGAGGAACAGGGAGGUGAAGGACGCCCUGAGGAAUUCACUGAGGAAAGCCAUGAACAAACUCCUGACAAAGUCCUGA
Messenger RNA from Pelodiscus sinensis (Chinese soft-shelled turtle), 951 nucleotides. RefSeq names its product olfactory receptor-like protein OLF2. NCBI's taxonomy places the organism in Eukaryota, Metazoa, Chordata, Testudines, Trionychidae. Gene Ontology annotation, molecular function: olfactory receptor activity. Gene Ontology annotation, biological process: G protein-coupled receptor signaling pathway. The record is from RefSeq and is a predicted model, not a curated record. Gene Ontology annotation, cellular component: membrane.